Molecule: messenger RNA, 1007 nt
Organism: Diachasma alloeum
Lineage: Eukaryota; Metazoa; Arthropoda; Insecta; Hymenoptera; Braconidae
Gene: Ntf-2
Product: probable nuclear transport factor 2
Exons: 5
Coding region: 208-597 (129 amino acids)
Biological process (GO): protein import into nucleus
Cellular component (GO): nuclear pore central transport channel
Source: RefSeq, a predicted model, not a curated record
CCCAAUUUUCGUAUUUUCGAGGUCUCGAAAAACUUGCCUCCUCUCUCCCUUCACUCCGCAAAAAACGUUGGAAACCUCGUCAAAACGAAUCGGUAAAGCCCAAAUUUUCAUCUCUUUCUUUUCGUUAUUUUUUUUCGUCCGAACUCCGUUGGACACUCGUUCGAUUUCACCUUAGGAGAGGGAAGGGAAGUAACGUGUGUCCUAGCCAUGGCGUUGCAUCUGGCGUACGACGAUAUUGGCAAGGGAUUUGUUCAGCAAUAUUACGGGCUCUUCGAUGAUGCUCUGCAGAGAUCAACCCUCGUUAACAUGUACAAUAAUGACUCCUUCAUGACGUUUGAGGGAAUACAGAUAAAAGGAGUUUCCAAUAUUAUGGAGAAAUUAAAUAGCCUGAGUUUUAAGAAAAUCGGAAGAGUACUCACCGCAGUGGAUUCACAACCCACGUUAGAUGGUGGAGUCCUCAUUCACGUCCUCGGGAGGCUGAAGACUGAUGACGAUCCUCCACACGCAUACUCGCAGAUAUUCGUGUUGAAACCACUGGGGGGCUCAUUCUAUUGCCAGCAUGACAUAUUCCGUCUUGUUAUUCACGAGACAGCAUAAAUAAAAGCAGCAGCAGCAGGCGAGACGGCACAUGGACUAAGUAAAAUCAAUUGAAAGGAUGGAAAAAGAUAUAGAAGGGGCAUCAAAAGAGGCAGAAAUAAAAUAGGAUAAAAUUGAUGAAUUUUUCAGUCACGAUUGUAUCCCUGUCGUCUUUGCGUAUCAUUUUAUCCAGAUCAAAUUUUUAUACAGGAAAAAUAAUGCUUCUAAUGCCGUAAGAAUAAAACAUUUAUUAAUUAAUCAUCAGCUUUUUUUUCGAUUUAUGUAAGUUGGAGGUGAUAUUUUUUUUGUUACAAAUUUCCACGCUUUGCCUGUUCGAUUUCGAUGGCCUCAAAGAGAGCCUGGAAAUUACCAGCACCGAAUCCCUGGAAUAAUUUUUAAAACACGAGAUUAAUAAAGUGAUGAAUAUUGGA